Colletotrichum fioriniae is the source of this 903-nucleotide messenger RNA. The record is from RefSeq and is a predicted model, not a curated record. NCBI's taxonomy places the organism in Eukaryota, Fungi, Ascomycota, Sordariomycetes, Glomerellales, Glomerellaceae.
AUGUCGACCGCGACGAGUGCCACCGCGGCGACCAAGGAUGAGUCGCAGCCCGUCAAGAAGGGUGGACCGACGGUCCUGCGAUCCAUUCUGGCUGGAUCUACGGCCGGCGCUGUUGAGAUUGUUGCCAAGACCCGGUCGCAGUUGAACCGAAACUUGGGCGCCGGACAGAAGCUGCCGUGGCCGCCAUUCGGCGCGCAAUGGUACGCGGGAUGCACCACGUUGAUCAUUGGAAACUCGCUCAAGGCGGGAAUUCGAUUCGUUGCCUUUGACCAGUACAAGACACUCCUCUCCGACGCCGACGGCAACAUCUCUGGCCCGAAGACGGUCAUCGCCGGCUUCGGCGCCGGUGUGACAGAGUCGGCCCUUGCUGUCACUCCCUUUGAGAGCAUCAAGACUACGCUUAUCGACGACAAGAAGUCUGGUAAGCCGCGAAUGAAGGGUUUCCUCAGCGCCGUCCCCAUUAUUGCCCGCGAGCGCGGUCUCCGCGGAUUCUUCCAGGGCUUCGUGCCUACGACGGCUCGCCAGGCGGCCAACAGCGCUGUCCGGUUCAGCGCGUACAACGCCCUCAAGCAGAUGGCCGAGUCCUACACGGCACCGGGGGAGAAGCUGGGCGCCGUAGGCACGUUUGCCAUGGGCGGCAUUGCGGGAUUAAUCACAGUCUACGCCACACAGCCCCUCGACACGAUCAAGACGCGCAUGCAGAGUAUCACGGCACGGCAGCAGUACGGCAACUCGUUCCGAUGCGCUGCCAUGAUCCUGAAGCAGGAGGGUGUCUUGACGUUGUGGAGUGGGGCGCUGCCGCGUUUGGCGCGUCUUGUGGUGAGCGGCGGUCUCGUCUUCACCAUGUACGAGAAGAGCAUGGAUCUCAUGAAUAAGGUCGACCCUGAGGGAAGAUACAUCUAA